This is a messenger RNA of Cavia porcellus (domestic guinea pig), 5078 nucleotides long. RefSeq names its product ectodysplasin A (gene Eda). The record is from RefSeq and is a predicted model, not a curated record. Gene Ontology annotation, biological process: immune response; animal organ development. Gene Ontology annotation, cellular component: membrane. Gene Ontology annotation, molecular function: death receptor agonist activity; death receptor binding; tumor necrosis factor receptor binding. The coding region runs from base 272 to 1444 and encodes 390 amino acids. Lineage: Eukaryota; Metazoa; Chordata; Mammalia; Rodentia; Caviidae. The transcript has 8 exons.
GGGUGGGGCGGGGUCGGCUGGGACCUCCUCCCUCAUUCCCUUGCGGGCUGAGCCGCCCCUCUCUCCUGCCCCUCCUCCUCCUUUUCCCAACCCUCGGAGUGGAGCAGCACAUGCGGCUGCUCCCUGUUCUGUCCCGCCCAGCCACCGCGCAGGAACGGGUCCCUGCAGCCCCCAGCCGAUGGCAGGACAGUAGCCUCGUGUCAGGGGUCGUGAACGGCUGAGGCAGACGCGGCGGCUCCAGGGCCUGAAAGAGCGGGUGUCUCCGGAGGCCAUGGGCUGCCCUGAGGUAGAGCGCAGGGAACCCCUGCCUGCAGCAGCAGGGGAGCGAGGGAGCCAAGCCUGUGGCUGUCGCGGGGCCCCUGCCCGGGCGGGUGAAGGGUACAGCUGCCGGCUCUUCCUGGGUUUCUUUGGCCUCUCGCUGGCCCUCCACCUGCUGACGUUGUGCUGCUACCUAGAAUUGCGGUCUGAGUUGCGGCGGGAACGAGGGGCUGAGUCCCGCCUGGGCAGCCCGGGCACUCAUGGUACCUCUGGCACCCUGAGCAACGCCGGUGGCCUCGAACCUGACCGUCCCAUCACCCUCCACAUUGGGCAGCCGUCGCUGCAGUACCAGCGGUUGGAACAGGGAGAAACCACACUCCCCCCUGACUCUCAGGACCUGCACCAGAUGGCCUUGCUGAAUUUCUUUGUCCCUAAUGAAAAGUCAUACUCUGAAGAGGAAAGCAGUCAUGUUCACCGCAACAAAAGAAGCAAAAGCAGUGAAGGAACAGAUGGACCAGUCAAAAACAAGAAAAAGGGAAAGAAGACAGGGCCACCUGGACCCAAUGGUCCUCCAGGACCUCCAGGGCCUCCAGGACCUCAGGGACCUCCAGGGAUUCCAGGGAUUCCUGGAAUUCCAGGAACAACUGUUAUGGGACCACCUGGUCCUCCUGGUCCCCCUGGUCCUCAAGGACUCCCUGGCCUCCAGGGACCUUCUGGUGCUGCUGAUAAAGCUGGAACUAGAGAAAACCAGCCGGCUGUGGUGCAUCUACAGGGCCAAGGGUCAGCAAUUCAAGUCAAGAAUGAUCUUUCAGGUGGAGUGCUCAAUGACUGGUCUCGCAUCACUAUGAACCCCAAGGUGUUUAAGCUACAUCCCCGCAGUGGGGAGCUGGAGGUACUGGUGGACGGCACCUACUUCAUCUAUAGUCAGGUAGAAGUCUACUACAUCAACUUCACUGACUUCGCAAGCUAUGAAGUGGUGGUAGAUGAGAAGCCCUUCCUGCAGUGCACCCGCAGCAUCGAAACAGGAAAGACCAACUACAACACUUGCUAUACUGCGGGUGUCUGCCUCCUCAAGGCCCGGCAGAAGAUCGCUGUGAAGAUGGUGCAUGCUGAUAUCUCCAUCAAUAUGAGCAAGCACACAACCUUCUUUGGAGCCAUCAGGCUGGGUGAAGCCCCUGCAUCCUAGAUUCUCUCCAUUUUGCCCUCACCCAUACCCCUGCCCCAGGUUUGGGAGCCAGGACUCCCAGAACCUUUAAGUGCUGCUGUGGAGUGAGGUACAUUGGCAUUGCAGUCAGAGAAAAAUGCCCCAGUGCUAUUUAUUCCCAAGUGAUUCCAGAAGACAGGGCCUACUUGACUUCCCAUAAUGCCCUUCAGUUCACAGAAGAGUUGAUGGAGCCCCAGGGUUUAUAGGAAGCACAACUUUCUUUGGCUCUACAUUGACCAGCUUAAGGCAUAACUCUUCAACCCUGAGGUCCCUGUUGUCCGUUUUACCAUUUGUUGCACUAAUGUGAGGAUCCAGAGUAGCAGGCCAGAUAAAGUGAAGGUGCACUCCGGACUCUGGGGGUGACCCAUCUGACCCCACGAGGGCCUAAGCUUCUCUGUUGGCUAGGCUGAUGAUGGGGUAGCAUUAGUUUGCAGGCUAAGGAGAGGACUAGGGAGGGAAAAGGUAGACAGUUGUGGCAGAGACCAAGCAGGCAUCCUUGACAGUAGAAGCAUUCUUGCUCCUCUAUACUAUGACCUUAAAGAGAAUUCAGAAAGCUCUUCCCACUUAGGCUGAGAGCCAUACUGUGACAGCUGUCUAGGCUCCAGACUCAGGAGCUUUGUUCUCCCUUGGAACCAUCACAGGAAUGGUCACAACCCUGCUUGGAUAGGAAGCUGAAUCUGUGCUUGGGGCCUCAUGUCUCUCACUUUGUUUACAGCUAUGCUCUAUGCUUCCUAGGGCCCCCUCCCAAUCACCAUUCCCCCACCCAGCCUCACUACAACUCCUCUUAUACUUUUUCUUCACAGAGCCUACCUCUGUCUGAGACAGGUGCUUAACCAGGGACCUGUGCUCACAGCAGUCUGAAAUAUUCCUUAACUUACCUGGACACAAAGUGAAUUUUCCAUUAAUACAGGUAUUAUUCAUCUGAUUACAAUCAAGCUGCGUCUGGAGGGAAGAGAUUGGACUAGCUGAUAUUUAAAAAUCCCUUCAAGGUCUAAUAAGAGGCAGCUGCCAUAAUAAAUUUCUAAAUUCCCAAACCCUAGAUCAGCGAUGGCAAACCUAUGGUAUAUAGGCCACAGUGGGGUGUUGUUAUCAUUGAAAACUCUAAAGGGUUCACCAUCAUUGCCCUAGACUAUGGUCAGGCAGCAGAAAGGCAGAGUUUUUCUACCUCACAGUAAAGAGCAAGAGGUAGGAAUCCGUGGGGACAUUCCUCUAAGUUUUCUGCAGCCCUAGUGAUCAUUAAGUCAGACUUUAUUUGAGAGGAUAGCAGUCAGUGGCUUCCUGACCAAAUUGCUUCAGAAAACUAUGACAGAGCAUCGUUACUGCAGAGAUCUGUGCUGCUCCUUGAAGUCAGGCUUAGAAGCAUCCAGAGUCUCGGCACAUACAGGGCUCUACCCUCUAGUUCAGUGCACAGACACCUUCCCCUACCCGCAAGCUCCCCAUUUGGUCAUAUACUAGGACCAUUCAAGUGUCUUACAUGGAUGCAACCUAUGCUAGGUCUGGCCCAAAGCUGGGAUUGUCACCCUUGUACAGAUAGCUGAAAUCUGCCAAGAACAAUAGGCGGUUCUUUCUGAACUGUACCUUCCCCUUCUAAGCAACCACACUGGCCUUUCAAGGAUCUGGGCACAAGGUGGUGGGCCAGGCCUUCAAUGUCUGGUUGCUAAUGACACCCCUGCAACCCGAGAUGAAGUACACUUUAGACAGGAGUCCUGUAAAGUGCCUUAGACACUAUGCAAUUGUAGCAGAAAAUGAUGAAACUGCUUCUUAAAAUUCGGAAAGUACUUUCUGUUAUUUCCUUUGAAGAGGACAGGACAGAGAUAUCUAAUGCUUAGCUGAGGCACAGGGAGUUGAGGUGCCUGACUGUGCUGUCACCCAGUUUAAAACACAAACAUGGGUUUCAGCCAGGUCUGACACACAAGAGAGAAAUAAUCAAGGUGCUAAUAAAGAACUAACAUCCUGAGGGUUCCAAGGAGAAACCCAAAGAUGCACAUUUUUAUUGAUGGUAAUACUGCCAGGGGCUCUGUGGCAAAAGAAUCAGAUGUUUCUCUUCAAACAGCUGCUGGCCUUAGAGCUCUCUGUUCAGAAGAAGGUUCUUGGCACCAUGUCCAAGUAGCAGGCAUCAGAGACCCACAAGACUGGUGGCCCACAUUUCUUUUACCCAUCCAGUGAAAUAAGCAGCUGUCACUUGUGGGCAAGUUCCUUUCAUUUCUCUCCAGGAAGCUUCCAGGAGUCCACUCACUUCUCAUCACACUAAGUGUGAGUCCUUAUCUCAUUUUCCAUCCCCUAGAGACCUUGAUACUUUCAGGGCCUCUGGCACCAGGAAUGAAAGGAAGAUGUAAAAGAGGACUGGUUCUAAAAAAUGAGUGUGAGGAGAGAGGAGGAAAAGGCUUCCUAGUUGUGCCCCUAAACAGUGUUCUGACCCCCACCCCAUUCUCCAGAAUGGUGGGGGCUGAACCCUCAAAAGGAACCCUAGAGGAAAAGGGAUAGUGAAGAAAGGAACAGGUAGCCAGGGAGCCCUGUUGAAGCAAAAGCAUUGGCGAAGUGGUGAAGUGGUUUACUGAUAGAAGACUGUGGACAUAGAUUUACAGUUUGUAACUAUGCUGGUGUGAGUUUACCAGAGGGCCAAGGCUAGCAUGGAGAAUGGGACAAGGACAUCUUUGAGUAAGCAGACGACAGGGGUUGAAAGGAGAAUAGCAUGGCAGGGGCCUCAGCCAGUUGCUUGGGCUUCAACAGCCAGUCUGCCACAAAAGGCAGCUGUCUUCAGCUGCUGAUCUCCUGGAUCCCUGGAAACUGUAGUGUUUGCUUUGUUUUCUCUUCAUGUCUUCAGAGCCAAAUUUCUUUUGCUCAAAGGAAAGGACUAGAAACCUUGGAGAUGGGCAGAGGCUAUGGUCCAUGUGUUUUGUGUCAUUUCCAGUAGAUGCAAAUAGAUUCAGAGAAAUUUACAGGGAUUCAGAGAAUAAAGCAGGCCUCUAGAGGGAAUAAAGCCCAACCUGCAUGUCACCCUGUAAUACUUAAGUAGAAACCGAUGCUUAGAGAGUAAUGGUUACCUACUCAAGGCAAUGACCAAGUUCAGACGUCCAGACUCAGCAGACAGAAGGGAGGAUAGGCCGUCCUUGUCCCACAUAGCCCCUUAUUUCUUCCCCACACAGCUAGAAGUGUUUGGCCCCCUUCAAGGGCCUAGCCAGACAGAGAGAGCAGCUGUAGCCUUCAUUAGAGCUCUGCUUCUUCCCCAGGUGCUCACUUCACUCUGCCUCAGGAUUGGCCUGCUGCCAGGAAGUCCUUAGGCCACCCUAAGUGUUCCCUCAGGUCCCCUACUGAACCCAGGCCAAGCUAGGGUGAAGAAGAAAUAGGAUACUUUUUUUAAAUCCCUUUCAGGGCUCUCUCCAGGAAGGGUUGGGGUGUGUCUUACCUAUUGAAAGAGCUUCCAGCUAGGAUGGAGUGGGGUGAACUUUGUUGUGAGAAUGGCCUGGAGCAGGCCCAAUGCUGCUUUUGGGGGUCAGCAUCCAGUGUGAAACACUGUGUAUAUAAACUAUAUAUAAUGUAUAUAAACUGGGAUGUAAGUUUGUGUAAAUUAAUGGUUUAUUCUUUGCAAAUAAAGUGCCCCCAUUCUUGAAAUUAA